Messenger RNA from Brassica napus (rape), 603 nucleotides. Its product is annotated as glycine-rich cell wall structural protein-like. The record is from RefSeq and is a predicted model, not a curated record. NCBI's taxonomy places the organism in Eukaryota, Viridiplantae, Streptophyta, Magnoliopsida, Brassicales, Brassicaceae. Bases 1 to 603 code for a protein of 200 amino acids. The transcript has 2 exons.
AUGGAAGAGGCACUGAGGGUGGUUGGGAGUUUGGGGGAGGAGACGGAGGAGUCUGCGGUGGGGGAGGUGGUGGUUGGAAAUUUAGAGGAGGAGAAGAAGGUUGUGGUGUGUUUGGAGGAGGCGCUAGUGGAUGGCAUCUGCGGUGGUAUGGUUGAUGGAGUUUCUGAUGGUGUAAUUGGAAGAGGCACUGAUGGAAUCUGUGGUGGUAAGAUUGAUGGAGAUUUAGGUGAAAAAAUUGGAGAAUGCACUGGCGGAGUCUGUGAUGGUGGAACUGAAGGACGCACUGGUAGAAUCUCCUCCGUAGGCGUUGGCGUGAUGAUUAAUGGAGGAAGCUGGGGUGAUAUGGUUGGAGAUGUUUGGGGUGGAGUCUGCGAUGGUGUGAUUGGAGGACUUACUGAUGGAGUCUUCGGUGGUGGGACUGGAGGAGUCUCCGGUGGUGUGAUUGGAAGUAUUGAUGGAGUCCAUGGUGGUGGAGUUGGAGAAGUUUGCGGUGGAGUCUGUGGUGGUGUGGUUGGUGAUGGAUUGUUUGGUGGAAACGUUGGCGGUAGGAUGCUUGGUGGUGUCUGCGGUGGGGGAGCCACUGGUGUUAUUGGUGAAGUUUGA